GUGGCGGUUGGCGCGGGAACCAUGUCUCGCUACGGCCGCUAUGGAGGCGAGACCAAGGUGUACGUGGGGAACCUGGGCACCGGCGCCGGCAAGGGCGAGCUGGAGCGAGCCUUCAGCUACUACGGGCCCCUGCGCACCGUGUGGAUCGCGCGGAACCCGCCGGGCUUCGCCUUCGUGGAGUUCGAGGACCCCAGGGACGCGGAAGACGCGGUGCUCGGACUGGAUGGAAAGGUGCUGUGCGGCUCGCGGGUGAGAGUGGAGCUGUCCAUGGGCAUGCCCCGCCGCUCGCGCUACGACAGGCCUCCCGCGCGGCGCCCCUUCGAUCCCAACGACCGAUGCUACGAGUGUGGAGACAAGGGUCAUUAUGCUUAUGACUGCCACCGCUAUAUCCGGAGGAGGAGGAGCAGGUCACGUUCUAGAUCUCAUUCAAGGUCCAGAGGAAGAAGGUAUUCUAGGUCACGCAGCCGAAGCCGUGGUAGGAGAUCCAGGUCAGCUUCCCUUCGCAGAUCGAGGUCGGUGUCACCUCGUAGAUCUAGAUCAGCCUCACCCCGUAGAUCCCGAUCACGUUCUUUAAAAAGAUCAAGAUCUAGAUCAAGAUCCAGAUCCAGAUCUGCUUUAUGGCCACGAAGCAGCCGGUCAAAGUCCAGAUCACCAUCUCCAAAGAGAAGUCGUUCACCAUCAGGAAGCCCUCGAAGGAGGAGUGCAAGUCCUGUAAGAAUGGACUGAAAUUUCAAAGUUAACCUUUUAGGAAGAAAGUUAUUUUGUUUACGUUGUUAUAAGGGAUUUUGUGUCUGAUGUAAAUGGUAAGGGCUUAGUCCUAGAAGGGUAUUUCAAUCAAAUAACAAUUGGCCUGGAUUGGGAUCUUCUAAAUUGUGACAUCACAUUCGUAGAUUAGUGCGCAACUUUUUUUGUUGUAUGCAUUUGCAUCCUGUGAUCUGAAAAUGUGGGACUUUUUUUAUUGACACAUAGAAAUAAAAUGUGUAUUUCUAACUAAAAAAAAAAAAAAAAA
Mauremys mutica (yellowpond turtle) is the source of this 1009-nucleotide messenger RNA. Its product is annotated as serine/arginine-rich splicing factor 7-like. Gene Ontology annotation, biological process: mRNA splicing, via spliceosome. Gene Ontology annotation, molecular function: RNA binding; zinc ion binding. NCBI's taxonomy places the organism in Eukaryota, Metazoa, Chordata, Testudines, Geoemydidae. The coding region runs from base 22 to 726 and encodes 234 amino acids. The record is from RefSeq and is a predicted model, not a curated record. The transcript has a single exon. Gene Ontology annotation, cellular component: nuclear speck.